Molecule: messenger RNA, 741 nt
Organism: Megalops cyprinoides (Indo-Pacific tarpon)
Lineage: Eukaryota; Metazoa; Chordata; Actinopteri; Elopiformes; Megalopidae
Gene: marveld1
Product: MARVEL domain containing 1
Exons: 1
Coding region: 223-711 (162 amino acids)
Biological process (GO): myelination
Cellular component (GO): membrane
Molecular function (GO): structural constituent of myelin sheath
Source: RefSeq, a predicted model, not a curated record
AAACGGAAGAGACGAAACAGAAAAGACUGAUUUCAAAAACCCAGAGGCUGCGACGAAGACACCUCUCUCUCCGGACGUCUCCUUUACCCUUUCUCUGUUUGUUUUUUUUUUCCCUUUCUUUUUCUUUCUCUCUUUUUUUGUUUUAAAGCUUGAACCCGGGGCGCACCCGUGGGAAAGGGAGGGACCCAGCCAGCCAGCCAGCCCGCCAGCCAGCCGAGGAGAAUGCCCACCCCGCCGCAGGUGAGGAAGAGCGUCCCGGAGCUCCUCAAGAGCAUCUACGGAGUCCUGCGGGUCCUCCAGAUCGUGCUGGGCGCCGGCCUGUGGGUCACCAUCGCUGCCAACAAGUAUGAGGGCUCCAUCCACUUCGUCCUCUUCGUCGCUGUGCUCUUCUGGCUCCUGACACUCGCCCUCCUCUUCCUCACCCUCUUGGGCAAGCAGGACCUGGUGCCCGUGGUGGGUGGGGAGCGCUGGUUGCUGAGCAACACCGUGCACGACCUGGUGGCCGCCGUGCUCUACCUCCCGGCCAUCGGCAUCAUGAUCUACAAGACGGAGAAGAACUCCUACUGCAACCUGGAGCAGUACAAGCACAAGUGCCUUUACAAGGUGUACCUCACCGCCUCUGUCUUCGCCUGCCUCGGGGCCGCCGCCUACUUGGUCUCGGCCAUUCACGGCUCAUGCAGGAAGUGCAGGGGUGAGCAGACUGUGGCAUGAACCUUCACCCCCCACCCCACCCCCACCCCU